AAUUUCAUAAGCUUCAUCUCAUCUCUUUCAUCUCAUCUCUACUCUUUCAUCCCAAAACACAAAAAGUCCUUAUACCAUGAAAGCCCUUAUUCUUGUUGGAGGUUUCGGUACUCGUCUCAGACCCCUCACCCUCACUCUCCCAAAGCCUCUCGUCGAGUUUGCCAACAGACCCAUGAUUCUCCAUCAGAUUGAAAGUCUAGCAAAGGCUGGCGUCACUGAUAUCGUAUUGGCUGUCAACUACCGCCCCGAAAUCAUGGUGGCUGCACUGAAGGAGUACGAGAAGGAAUACAACGUGACCAUCACCUUCUCUGUUGAGACCGAACCUCUUGGCACAGCUGGUCCUCUUGCUUUGGCUAGAGAGAUUCUCUCCAAAGACGAUAGCCCAUUUUUUGUAUUGAACAGUGAUGUCAUUUGCGAUUAUCCCUUUGAGCAGCUGAGAGAUUUCCAUAUCAAUCACAGAAACGAGGGUACCAUUGUGGUCACAAAAGUAGACGAUCCUUCAAAGUACGGUGUCGUUGUCAACCACUCUUCAUCAACAAAGAUCGACCGUUUUGUUGAGAAGCCAAAGGAGUUUAUCAGCAACAAGAUCAAUGCUGGUAUCUAUAUCUUUAACCCCACUGUCCUUGACCGUAUUGAGUUGAAGCCCACUUCAAUCGAAAAAGAAAUCUUCCCAAGAAUUGCCCAGGAUGGUCAGCUCCACACCUUUGAUCUCGAUGGAUUCUGGAUGGAUGUCGGCCAGCCCAAGGACUUCCUGACCGGAACCUGUCUCUAUCUGACCCACAUGUCCAAGAAGCACCCCCAGGAACUCGCCAACCCAAGCAUCGACUAUGUCCACAAGGGUAACGUGCUUGUCCACCCAACCGCAAAGAUCGGCAAGGACUGCCGUAUCGGUCCCAAUGUCGUAGUAGGUCCCAACUGUGUUAUUGGUGAUGGUGUGCGUCUGCAGAGAUGUGUGAUUCUCGAGGGCGCCAAGAUCAAAGACUUUGCCUGGGUCAACUCUAGCAUCGUCGGCUGGCACUCUUCAGUUGGUCGCUGGUCUCGACUCGAAGGUUGCUCUGUUCUCGGUGACGAUGUCACAAUCAGCGAUGAAAUCUAUGUCAACGGUGGCUCAAUCCUCCCACACAAGACUAUUUCUGUCAACAUCACUGAGCCCCAAAUUAUCAUGUAGAUAUAUAUAAUACUUUUUCUUUCUUUUUAUAUUAUUUUUAUUUUUAUUUUUAUUAUUUUUAUUAUUAUUCGUCCUCUAUCCCUCCAUCUCUCCCUCUCUUACUUUUCCCUCUUACCACUUCUUUUACCCUCUUCCUUUUCUUUCGCCUUAUCCUAUUCUAUCCUAUAUUACUAUUAUAUAUAUAUAUAUACUUCUUAUAUUCUUCACAAGCUUACACACACCAACCAAAACCACAACUACAACAUCUUCAAUUCAAUUCAAUUCAAUUCUAAUUCUUUUUUUUUCAUAUAAAUUUAUAUUAAAAAAAAAGAAACCAAAAAUUAAACCAAAAAAAAAAUCAGCAAAUUUUACAUUCAAAAAAGAAUAUUUACUUCUUGCCUACUCUCUUUCUCUCUCUCUCUUUUUCUUUCUUUUUUUUUGAUAUUUAAAUUGUAUUUUGAAUUAUUACUCUAAAUUUAUUUAUUUAUUUAUUUUAAUGCAUAAUUGAAACAUAAUAAUAAUAAUAAUCGACACAUUUUUGAAACACAAUUUUUACAAAU
Phycomyces blakesleeanus NRRL 1555(-) is the source of this 1707-nucleotide messenger RNA. RefSeq lists its product as hypothetical. Gene Ontology annotation, biological process: cell wall mannoprotein biosynthetic process; GDP-mannose biosynthetic process. Gene Ontology annotation, molecular function: mannose-1-phosphate guanylyltransferase (GTP) activity; GTP binding. The record is from RefSeq and is a predicted model, not a curated record. The transcript is spliced from 5 exons. NCBI's taxonomy places the organism in Eukaryota, Fungi, Mucoromycota, Mucoromycetes, Mucorales, Phycomycetaceae. Gene Ontology annotation, cellular component: cytoplasm. Bases 77 to 1168 code for a protein of 363 amino acids.